This is a messenger RNA of Helianthus annuus (common sunflower), 924 nucleotides long. RefSeq names its product cell division cycle protein 48 homolog. The transcript is spliced from 3 exons. NCBI's taxonomy places the organism in Eukaryota, Viridiplantae, Streptophyta, Magnoliopsida, Asterales, Asteraceae. Gene Ontology annotation, biological process: retrograde protein transport, ER to cytosol; mitotic spindle disassembly; autophagosome maturation. Gene Ontology annotation, cellular component: VCP-NPL4-UFD1 AAA ATPase complex; nucleus; cytosol. The record is from RefSeq and is a predicted model, not a curated record. The coding region runs from base 121 to 924 and encodes 267 amino acids. Gene Ontology annotation, molecular function: ATP binding; polyubiquitin modification-dependent protein binding; ATP hydrolysis activity.
UGGACUUGGAGAAGAUUUCAAAAGAUACACAUGGAUAUGUCGGUGCUAACCUGGCGGCUUUGUGUAUUGAGUCGGCACUUCAGUGUAUUCGUGAGAAUAUGGAUGUGAUCGAUUUAGAAGAUGAGUCGAUUGAUGCUGAGAUUCUUAAUUCGAUGGUGGUUACGAAUGGGCAUUUUUAAACCGCCCUUGGUACGAGUAACCCGUCUGCUCUUCGCGAAACGGUUGUCGAAGUUCCUAACGUUAGCUGGGAAGAUAUCGGGGCUCGAAAACGUUAAACGAGAGCUCCAAGAGACUGUGCAAUAUCUGGUUGAACACCCUGAAAAAUUCGAGAAAUUCAGUAUGUCACCAUCUAAAGGAGUUCUGUUUUACAGGCCACCUGGGUGUGGUAAAACGCUUCUAGCCAAGGCUAUAGCCAAUGAAUGCCAAGCUAACUUCAUCAGCAAGGGUCCAGAAUUGCUAACCAUGUGGUUCGGUGAAAGUGAAGCUAAUGUUCGUGAGAUCUUCGAUAAUGCCCGUGGGUCCGCCCCUUGUGUUCUGUUUUUCGAUGAGCUCGACUCUAUUGCUACCCAGAGAGGAAGUAGUCAAGGAGAUGCAGGAGGUGCAGCUGAUAGGGUGUUGAAUCAACUUUUGACUGAAAUGGACGGGAUGUCAACUAAAAAGACGGUUUUCAUUAUCGGUGCAACUAAUCGUCCUGACAUCAUCGAUCCAGCUCUUUGUGAGUGCACUCUCGAGGGUCAACUAUUUACAUUAUCAUGUAAAAUCACGCUACUAAUUUACUUUGCUACAUCUAGCGGUCAUGAACUUUUGUUGUUGCCACACGUUUUUCUAAUGUUGGAUGCCUGCCACAACGAGCUACACCUUGGAUACCAAAAAACAAUGCUAAAUGGACAUAUUUGCUUGGAUGAAGAUUGUAUAUGUUUAUGA